AUGAAGGAAGAAGAAGCGACCCCUACAAUGCCGGCGUCUAAGCCGGACGAGGCCUCUGUCGAAUCUCAGCUACUAUCGUCUAAACAGAAGGAACUGGCUGCAGCAGUCUCCUCGUAUGUGGGCUUUCCCGAGCGAUUGAUGCAAAAAGCGGGAUUCUACAAGUAUCCAUUUCUAUUCCUCGUCUAUCUUUUUGCAUUCCUCUUUGGGUACUACCGCACCUGUCAGCUUCGAGACGCGAUUCUUCGAGAUGCCGGAGAGAAAUUAUUACGCGGCUCGUUGAAGUAG
This is a messenger RNA of Aspergillus pseudoviridinutans, 285 nucleotides long. RefSeq lists its product as uncharacterized. Bases 1 to 285 code for a protein of 94 amino acids. The record is from RefSeq and is a predicted model, not a curated record. The transcript has 3 exons. Lineage: Eukaryota; Fungi; Ascomycota; Eurotiomycetes; Eurotiales; Aspergillaceae.